Messenger RNA from Miniopterus natalensis, 3741 nucleotides. NCBI's taxonomy places the organism in Eukaryota, Metazoa, Chordata, Mammalia, Chiroptera, Miniopteridae. The record is from RefSeq and is a predicted model, not a curated record.
GCAGACGUUGGGUUCCUGGAACCUCAGCGCUGAAGGCAGCCAGGCCUUGCACACAGCUCUCUGGACUACGGGCCCAGAGCCGAUGGCAGACAAUGUCAGCCACUAACAACAUCGCCCAGGCCAGGAAACUGGUGGAGCAGCUCCGCAUCGAAGCCGGGAUCCAGCGCAUCAAGGUCUCCAAAGCCUCAUCGGAACUCAUGAGUUACUGUGAGCAGCAUGCCCGGAACGACCCCCUGCUGGUCGGAGUCCCUGCCUCCGAGAACCCCUUCAAGGACAAGAAGCCUUGUGUCAUUCUAUAGCUUGGUUUUCUUCUGUGUGUGUUCUCUCUCUCUUUCUUUCCCUCUCUCUCUCCACUUCUUUCUCUCUCUCUCUCUGUCAGGGCAUAAUUCAGUACGUAAAGCAAAGCAUUUUGGGUCCCUGAAACUUUUAAUGCCAAAAGAAAUGUCAACCGUUGCCACUGCCCAGAUGGAGUAAAAUGUACCCACUGGGUAAUGAUGGGUUUUCAGACUGAACAGCAUAGCCCUCAGGGCCUGGCCGAAAGAUGGAUGUUGGCUGCACAGCUACUUCCAGUUAGGAAGACCUGAGAUGCCCAAACGAUGUGGUCACCAUUUUUUAAACUCUUACUUGCCAUUUGCGCUGUGGUCCAGAGCCAAGCUGGUCGGGUGAAGGGCAUGGAAGGGGCGCUGGCCACUUGUCCUGGGUUACCUGGGCAACCUGGCCAGCUGGCCGUUCUCACGCAAUUGGCCACUUGUAAAAAAAGAAAACAAACUUACGCUACAGUGCUUUUUUUUUUUAAAGAGUAAAAUUUGGGGGGUAGGCUAUAUAAUGAACUUUUUGGAGAAAAUCUCCUUUUCAUUUAAAAAAUUGUUAUUCUACACUGCUAAAGUCAGAUUUCGAUGGCUGAACACUUGGCCAAGGUGUACUGUGUAAUGCACAAGUGGAUUUUAGGGGCCAGGCGGGGGGGCUUUGCCUGAGAAACGCACCCUGUGUUGCCAAGUGCUGUAUGGUAUUUGUAUGGCAUGUGUCACUGUACAGCCACAUGUGACCCCGCCCUUCCCUGGGGACCCCACCCAUCACAGAAAGGGAUUUUCAACAACUUGCCCUGGUCCCUGGAAUGGCCAGCAGGAUUUUAUUUUGUUUUAAGCACCUGACAUUGAUACAGGCGAUGAGAAGUUGCAAUCAUAUUAGGUUCUUCAGGGUUUUUUGGUUUUCUCCAUUUUCACUUAUCGCCAUGGCCAUUAUUCAAACAGAGCUGCAGCCUGUUGGGCAGGGCCACCUGAGUCUGGUAUGAAAAGGUGUUAAAUGGUCUGGAAGUAGCUGGAAGGCCUCCGAGGCUCCCUGCUUCCUUUCAUGACCCUUAGACCCAGAACUCUGGUUGGAGAAAGUAAGAGGCAUCACUUCCCAACAGCCUUGGAAAUUUGAUACGUCAUGGAGUCGGGGGUUGGGGGCAGGGGACUUUUUUAAAAUCACUUUUUCCUGUUACGAUGUGGACAGUUAAAGGAGCAAGAGGAUGGGACCGAAUGUACCCCCCUCCUCCCCUGGCAGUGCCACCCAUCACUGCCAGGACCCCAUACAACCAUGAACUCAGGGGUCCUCUGCUGCCCCAUCACGGGGCUGGAGGCAAACUGUGGGAAUAAACGAGCCCAGCUCUGCCCCUGUGGCCCCAAUGGACGUCAGAGUCUGAGGCCCACGCCAGCAGGGUCCUGGACAGCUGCCAGGCCCAGGCCCUCACCUCGCAGCUGGGGCCAAGGCUCAGAUCUUGCCAGAGCUAAGAAGGUUCCAGUGGAUGACCCUCCAUCCAGCUCCCACAGGGUACAGGCUGGUGGGCUCAGACUUUCUCCCCAGCACCCAGCUCUCCCCAGCUGGUCUGGGUGCACCAGGGGCUUUGGGGAGCCCGGCACCUCCAGACCAGCAGUUGGUCAGGAAAAGCCAUGAAGGUACCCAUGCUGCAGCCGCCUUUCACACCUUUCACUGGGCAAGAAGCCUGUGCUGCCCUAGAGCCUUUCACUGUCCCCAGCAGGAUGGAACAAAACCCUGUUCUAGGGCACAGUGGAAAUUAGCCCCGAGAGGGCAGAGAGCGGGUGGCAGAGCGAGGCUUGUGGAGACCACAUCUACCGGCCCUUCCCGCCAGCCUUCCGGUGGCUGGUUACUAGUGCACCCCCUUUGCUCUGUGACGGAAGCCUUAAUCCCUUGAGCCUGCAUCAGAUCCUUGCAUGCCCAUCCUUCUUCCUGGGUCCCCCACUGUCUGGCCACUGGGCCCCAGAAACGGGAGGUCCUGACUUCAACAUCAGGAGCCCCCCAGGGGCUCAGACCGCCCCUCUCUCUCCACACCCUGCCCCGACAGUCAUUCUAAGCCCAGCCCCACCACAUGUCCUUGACCCAAGUGACUCUGGAGAAGCCAGUGGGAAGCAAAGCUGAGGACCCCUGGCUGAGGGAGGUGGGGUUGAACCCGAGUUCAUCGGCUCCAUGGCCUGCUAUGGGCUCAGCCUGCCAACACGUUCCCCACCCCACCUGACCCCCAGCCCUGAAGGAAACUCCAGCCCGGGCUUGGGGAGGCUUUUGAGUCAGAAGACCCAGGGACUGAGUGGUCUGGGUAAACUGAGGCCAGCAACCGUAAGGACAGUUGGUUUCCGGCCCUAUUGCUCAGCUGCCUAUCCCAGGUGCCCACAACCUCCAACCCCAGGGAGUGGUGAUCAGCAGAAAUCCUACUGUGGUUUUCUUUCUAGCUGAGAAAAAAAAUAUAACAAAAAACACCUCCUUUUUUUCCAUUUAGAGUAAAUCUCACUGUCCACAGUGUAGACCUAAAGCAUCAGUGCACUCACAACAACCUAUGCUGCUUGUGUGCUCCUGGCACAAGUGUCUGCCAUGAAAACAUGGCUUUCAAGGCAUUUGGGGUCUGAAAGCGCUCCAUGCCUUAGGGAGCUGGUGGUGGCCGCACAGGCCUCCCACCAUGGGGGGGGGGGAUUAAGGACACAUACACAGAAGGCAGGUGUGGAGGUGCCAAGUCUCCGUCUUCUGCAGUCUGCUUCAGUGUUUCUAGUGGGCCAACCUGCCUGGCCUGGCCAAGCCCCUGUUCUGCUGGAUCCCCCUCCCCACUCCAGAAAGGGGCUAACCACGCACCCUUGCCCCAUCCUCCAGUGGUGAUUCCCAGGCCAAGAAUGAAGUGAUGUUUGUCACCUCCAGCCCCAAGGGAUGUAAACCCACUGGGCUGGGUGGAAGGUGCUGCCUUUCCGGCUUUGAUGUCCCUGCCACUGGUCCAGAACAGCUCUGGGCCCCUAGGCAGUUCAUCCAUCUGGUGAAGAGGCCCAGCCCUGCCCAAGCUCUAGGCCAACAGGAAAAGGCCCUUGGUGCCUCAGACUCUCACCCCAAGCGUGAGUGACCAGGGGCAGUGUCCAUCUGAGAUGAAGCCACCAAAAAUCAUUCACCCUUCACGAGCACUUACAAAAAGCCAGCCUGCCACGGGGUCCCCUGAAAACAAGCCAUAUGUCGGACGCUCCGCCCUCUUCCUCCUCUGUCCAUGGAACGCAUUGCCAAAUAUUGUAAUGACUUGUUCCUGGUUUUCGGAAGCAAUCUGUGGUUCUGGCAGGUUCUACCCCAUCUGCCUUUGGACAUCUGGUGGUUUUUAUUUCUGAUUUUUAAAAAAAUUCCAGGUGUGUCAUACCCACUUUCUCGCAGUAUUUUAAUAUUGUGUGGAAUUGUCAAUACAAAGUAAAUUAAUCCACAAUAAAAAGCCUCACUGCU